Saccostrea echinata is the source of this 721-nucleotide messenger RNA. RefSeq names its product glutathione-specific gamma-glutamylcyclotransferase 1-like. The transcript has 3 exons. The record is from RefSeq and is a predicted model, not a curated record. Gene Ontology annotation, biological process: glutathione catabolic process. Gene Ontology annotation, cellular component: cytoplasm. NCBI's taxonomy places the organism in Eukaryota, Metazoa, Mollusca, Bivalvia, Ostreida, Ostreidae. The coding region runs from base 1 to 651 and encodes 216 amino acids. Gene Ontology annotation, molecular function: glutathione specific gamma-glutamylcyclotransferase activity; gamma-glutamylcyclotransferase activity.
AUGUUUAACAACAACGAAGAGACUUCUGACGAAGUAUUCGAAUUUUUUGGGUAUGGGUCACUUCUGUGGAAACAUGAUUUCAAGUUUUCCCAGAAAGGAUUAGGUUUUAUAAAAGGUGUCCAGAGGAAGUUUUGGCAGGAAAAUAAAACACAUCGAGGCACGGAGGAAAAGCCUGGAAGAGUUGCAAUUUUGCAUGAAACAAAGGAAGAUGAUAUUCUCUGGGGCGUUAAGUUCACUAUAGUUGGAUCCUCCAAUAUUCAGGAAGUCAAAGAGAAACUGAAUGUACGAGAAACUGUGCUGGGAGGAUACACGUCAUUUUACACCACGUUCUACAACGAAGAAGGUGUUCACUCCAAAGUUCUUGUUUUUAAUGCUACUAAGGACAAUGAUCUCUAUGUAGGACCCAUGUCGGACGAUCCGCAUGAUGACGUGGAACACAUCGCCAAGCAAGUGGUUGCGGCACGAGGGAAAGCUGGAACCAAUGCAGAAUACGUCAUUAAAUUGGCGUACUUUGUGCGGCAUUAUUUCCCAAAGGAAAAUGAUCAGCAUUUAUUUCUACUUGAUAAAAAAGUGCAGGAAAGACUAGGAAAUCACUCUGAAAGUGUUGUCACAUAUUUUCAACAAAUGGAAAACAAUACUUACCACGUAUAAUGAUGAAAACUCUGAAAAUAUUUUUUGCAGCACUGCGAUCAUUUUUUGGCUUUGUUUAAACUCGCAUAGG